GGGAGAGCGGGGAGGCUGUGCCAGGCGAACCGGAGGGGUGCUCUGCGCUCCCCCGCCCUCCUUCCGGGAGCGAGGAUGCAGACUCUAGAACUGGUGCUGCUGGGCUGAGGCGGAGGCAGGGGAUUUGCAACGCGCGCGGCUCUGCUAGUGUGUCUCCUGCGAGCGGAGAGGCGGGGGGAGGCGGAGGACCGGGAGGCGGAGGAGGAGGAGGGGGAGAAUGCCUGGAGCUGCCACCGCCGCCGCCGCGAUGCUCCCGGCUCAGGAGGCUGCCAAGCUAUACCACACCAACUAUGUGCGGAACUCGCGGGCCAUCGGCGUGCUGUGGGCCAUCUUCACCAUCUGCUUUGCCAUCGUCAACGUGGUGUGCUUCAUCCAGCCCUACUGGAUCGGCGACGGCGUGGACACCCCGCAAGCCGGCUAUUUCGGGCUCUUCCACUACUGCAUCGGCAACGGCUUCUCCCGGGAGCUGACCUGCAGGGGCAGCUUCACGGACUUCUCCACGCUGCCCUCGGGCGCCUUCAAAGCCGCCUCCUUCUUCAUCGGCCUCUCCAUGAUGCUCAUCAUCGCCUGCAUCGUUUGCUUUACCCUCUUCUUCUUCUGCAACACAGCCACCGUGUACAAGAUCUGUGCUUGGAUGCAGCUCACCUCCGGUGAGUGCGCGCUCACCUCCGUGGAGGCGGGGGACCCUUGAGUGUCCGAGCUCGGGAGGGGUUGGAGUGGGAGGGACCGCUCCCUGAGCUCUGCGGUCCGGACAACUUAAUCUUCUCUCAGAC
Messenger RNA from Peromyscus leucopus (white-footed mouse), 773 nucleotides. RefSeq names its product LHFPL tetraspan subfamily member 3 (gene Lhfpl3). The record is from RefSeq and is a predicted model, not a curated record. The transcript has a single exon. Gene Ontology annotation, biological process: sensory perception of sound. Gene Ontology annotation, cellular component: plasma membrane. The coding region runs from base 218 to 691 and encodes 157 amino acids. NCBI's taxonomy places the organism in Eukaryota, Metazoa, Chordata, Mammalia, Rodentia, Cricetidae.